GUUGUUUUGGUCGAAAACGUGGGCAAUUUUUAACUUUUUUGAUAAAAUUUCGUAAUUUUAGGGAAUUUCUUGAUCAAGGCGAACUGCUAGGCUCGGCUAGGAAACACUCGAGAAUAUUUCCGAAUUGAUGCCGUAUUCUGUGGCGUGUAACUCUCGAUAGCAAAAAAAGACCGCUGGCCGCGAAUGCUCAUACCUCGACUGUAUAACGGCUGGAGUACCCACUGCAGCGUUCGACUACGGCACUACUAUAAAAUCAAAAUGUGCGCGGAUUUACUACCACCGGCCACCGUCCGCGGAAUGGAGCAAUUGGAUCGGGACGCAUUCGCUAAAACGGUUCGUGUGCCUCAUCUGAUCAUUCCCGAGGCUACCAAUCUGAACAGUGCCGCACGUGCGUUGAAGCAAUACCUGCUUAAGAUGGAACACUAUAAGCCGAUCCGCAGCGAAGAGAGAAAAAUCACCCUCCAUCCGAUACCCGUGAAGCAGUGGGAAGAUUUGCCGGUAGAACCGCUCAAAGAGCUUGGCAUCGAGAAGGACUGCCUGGUGUGGGAAGAGAUUAAACUCUCGUAUGAAAACUACAAGUACGAUCUAAUCCUCAAAGCGGUUCUGCCAGAGAACCAGGAGGGACUGUCAGCGUUCAGUAAAAUCGGUCACAUUAUUCACUUGAAUCUGAAAAAUCAUCUGAUGCCCUAUCGCCGGCUGAUCGGAGAAGUGUUGAUGGAUAAAGUGGCCGACUGUCGUACGGUCGUAAACAAAUCGAACUCGAUUCAGAACACGUACCGCAACUUCGAGAUGGAGCUGAUUUGCGGUGUGCCGGAGUAUGAGGUAUCCAUCAAAGAGAACGGUUGCACGUACAAGUUCAACUUCUCCAGAGUGUACUGGAACCCGCGGCUCUCGACAGAGCACCAGAAGAUAACGGAUAUGCUAGAGGAAGGCGAUUUGCUUUACGAUCUCUAUGCCGGUGUUGGUCCGUUUACGGUACCUGCGGCGAAACGGGGUUGUACAGUCAUAGCCAACGAUCUUAAUCCUGAUUCAUACUCGGCCCUGGUUAUAAACUGUGGACUGAACAAGGUCAUGAGGAACGUCAAGUGCUACAACAUGGAUGCCGUCGAUUUCAUCAAAGUAGAACUACGCAACGAUCUGCUAGCCAAACUGGCGGAUGAUAAGUUUCAAGGAAACAUUCACAUUACGAUGAAUCUUCCUGCGAUGGCGGUUGAGCAUUUGGUACAUUUUCCUGGUCUGUUCAGUGGAGAAAGUAUCGAGUUGCGUAUCAAACCGCUGGUACAUGUGUACUGUUUCGCCCAGGGAGCAGACGAUAAGAAACCCAUCGCCCAGCAGAAGGUUGAGCAGUGGCUCGGGGUGGAAGUGACCGAUAUGCUGAAGGAAAUCACCUUCGUACGCAACGUUGCCCCCAACAAGGACAUGAUGCGUGUUAGUUUUUAUCUUACGGAAGAAUUAUUAAAGGGUACGAAGAGGCCCGCAGAGGGAAAACGACGAAACAGUGAUACCGGUUUGGACGCUAACGAAACGAAAAGACAAUGUACGGAAUCCACCAGAUCUAGGGAUGGCGAAAAAGGCGAACAAGCUGAAGGAUCAGCCUAAGCAGUUGGCCAAGAAGGCGAAAAAUGUGUUUGCUGUGUCACAGACCAAAAAAGGCAAUCUAAAGAAAACCAAGGAAGUGGCCGCAAAGCUGAAGAAGAUUAACGUUCAAGACAAACGAGAAAAAGUGGACGCCAACUUUAAGACCCUGCACGCGCAAAUUGUCGCGAAGAAGACACCGAAACCUGCACCGAGACCUCUCCCGGCGAAGAACAAAACCACACCAGACACCAACA
This is a messenger RNA of Anopheles darlingi, 1832 nucleotides long. RefSeq names its product tRNA (guanine(37)-N1)-methyltransferase. The record is from RefSeq and is a predicted model, not a curated record. Gene Ontology annotation, biological process: mitochondrial tRNA methylation; tRNA N1-guanine methylation. NCBI's taxonomy places the organism in Eukaryota, Metazoa, Arthropoda, Insecta, Diptera, Culicidae. The coding region runs from base 184 to 1599 and encodes 471 amino acids. The transcript has 5 exons. Gene Ontology annotation, cellular component: cytoplasm; mitochondrial matrix.